AACUGCGAUCUCAAAAUCAUUCGAUCUUCCUCGUCCUCGGACAGAGAAUCCAGCCGCUCCAAGCCCUCAAAGAAGGCCCUUUUGGCCGCAUCCGCGGACGCCAUGAUAUGGUGGCUGAGGUCCCGACGCCCAGAGCCAGAGACCGUUGAGCCAUGAGUAAUAGUCUUCUGCGUGACUGCAGCCUAGCAGGCGACAACAAGACUUCUGUCUGACAUUCACAUAAAAUCAGUCCGAGACCGAAGAGGAAUGACCGAGGGAAGACACGACCGGCGAGGGCAGUCACGCGUAACCCCAACCACGAAAAUGCCACCAGGUCACGGGACCUGUGGAAAUCAAUUAAACUCGGGGAAGGGCUUCUGGGUGGGCCCCAUUCAUUCCGACCGAGUCUCCGGAGUGCGGAACGGCAGUUUUGUACUCCAGCAAGCAACGACUUACAACAAAAGCAUCGCUGCACCGCAUUGUCUUCUCCAUUCUACCAAAGACUCAUCACAAUGUGGAAGCCUAACCGGCUGCUGUCGUCUAUCUCAGACCUGCAAAACGGUCGCUGUCUCAGCUGUCAAUUGCGCAAGGCGACUGCGUACCUCGACAGACCUACGCUGCGGUACUAUGCCAGCAGCAGCAGCAGCAGCAAACCCUCCCCUACGCCAGCUUCAACCAAAGUCCCAUCGAAACCCGUCUACUCUCCAACAGCCUCGAAGAUUCCGACCCCAACACCCGGCGAAGACUUCGUGCCUCCACCUCUUGACCGACCCAUCGGGUCCCCCGUGCCUCCAAGUGAGGGACAAAACACCGGUGUCGACGAUCGAUCAUUUGGGCAACGACGAGAUGACUUUGUCAACUACGAGAGACACUUGGAAAGACGGAAACAACUAGCCCGCCAAGUCGCCAAGCCUUACUUCCGCGAAUGGAACAACAUGCGCCACCACGAAGGCAAGAGCUUCGUGGCGAACACGCGCCUCUUCAAACGCGACAAGGCGCUCUAUUUCCCCAACAUGCGCGGCAUCACUCUGGUUUCGAAGCGGCAGCCGCGCGACACGACCCCGCUCUUCCGGGGCCGCAUCACCGUGGUGAACAUCUUCUCGAGCCUGUGGGCCGAGAACCAGACCUCGACGUUCACGCACCGGGAGAAGAACCCGGGCCUGUACGAGGCGUUCGCAGCGGCGGUGGAGGGUUCCAAGGACAAGAACAUCGUGCAGAAGGUCGACAUCAACCUCGAGCAGAACCCGCUCAAGGGGGCGAUCGUCAAGAUGUUCAUGUGGUCGAUGCGCCGGAACCUGCCCAGCGCGCAGCACGACAAGUACUUCCUGGUGACGAAGGGCGUGGACGAGCGAUUGCGCGAGACGAUCGGCAUGAUGAACUCCAAGGUCGGGUAUGUCUACCUGCUGGACGAGAACUGCCGCAUCCGGUGGGCGGGCAGUGGUAAUGCCGAGCCGGAGGAGAAGGAGGCGCUGAACAAUGGCGUCCGGAAGCUGGCGCAGGAGCGCCGCGUGAGUGUGGAGAGCGAGACGCCGGCGGCGGAGUGGGCCAGCGAGCAGAAGGGGGAGCAGGCGAAGAAGGCUAGGGUUGUGAUGCCUUGAUUCUGUUGCAAGGUUACGGGGCAUGAUAGCCAAAUAUAUGGCGGUUGUAUGUGUAUGUACAUAUCAGGUAGCAUUUGGGGGAGUUUGUACGAUGGCUGCCGUACUGUAAGAUAGAUAUAUGCUAGCACGCAAUAAUAUCGAGACACCUCUCCCAAGACCGAGGAGGGA
Aspergillus uvarum CBS 121591 is the source of this 1745-nucleotide messenger RNA. RefSeq names its product mitochondrial ATPase complex subunit ATP10. NCBI's taxonomy places the organism in Eukaryota, Fungi, Ascomycota, Eurotiomycetes, Eurotiales, Aspergillaceae. Bases 492 to 1577 code for a protein of 361 amino acids. The transcript has 2 exons. Gene Ontology annotation, cellular component: mitochondrial inner membrane. Gene Ontology annotation, biological process: mitochondrial proton-transporting ATP synthase complex assembly. The record is from RefSeq and is a predicted model, not a curated record.